AAUCACUGCGGGUUUGCUUAUGUAUUGUAUGAUAUUGAUAAGAGGGUACUCUUGCUGACCUCUGACCCCAGGCUCGCCUGCAAAAUAGGAGUAAUUGAGGUAAAAAGGGACUUUUGCUGCAUGAUAAGACAUUAUAGGUGCGCCACAACAUAACUUCGAAACCCCAGAGAUAAGAUAUUGAGUAAGAGGUUAUAAUCACCUAAAUUGUGUGCUUUAGUAGAGCAUUAACUUUGAACUGAGCAGCUACACAUGUACAGCACAAAUAUGGGCUCGAAUGUGAAGAUUAAUGUAUUUGUGUUACUGACGAUUUCAAUGUAUGGAGGUCUAUUCCUUGCUGUGUGGAAUCUACAUACCCAAAGUGCAAGUCUGAAGUAUGAGAAUGUAAACCUACAGAAUCAAAUUUCUGAAUUGCGAGGCUUUGUCGGAGCUAAUCCAAACCCCCACUCGAGUGAUGAAGUCACGGUGAUGGACACACUAAAGCGACUAACUCGACAAUCCAGCUCCUCUCAAAGUGCUACUGAUCUACUUGCUGAUGCUCUGGCAGAAUUAAUUGAAAAGAAACUCUACACUAUAAUGGACUGUGCUAGAGAUGACGCUGAUAAUUUAACCGACUGUUCGCUCAAGCCAGGCCCAAAGGGGGACAAGGGAUGCCUGGGUGAUCAAGGUAAAGAAGGCCCUCAGGGAAUGAACGGAGAGCCUGGGGUCAAAGGACACAUCGGCUACCCUGGUCAUAAAGGGGAGGUGGGUCCAAAGGGUCCUACGGCGAUCCCGGCCCAAUGGGGCAAAGAGGGACUAAAGGAGAUAUGGGCGAGAUCGGUCAACGAGGUGAUACGGGUAUUAAAGGCCAGCAAGGUUCGAAAGGACAUUAUGGUUUCCCUGGACACAAAGGCGAGAGUGGCGUUAAAGGAGAUCGAGGCUUUGGAGGCAAUAAUGGACAAAAGGGAGAGAAAGGAAUGAUGGGAGUGCAAGGU
This is a messenger RNA of Halichondria panicea, 971 nucleotides long. Its product is annotated as collagen alpha-1(XVII) chain-like. The record is from RefSeq and is a predicted model, not a curated record. The transcript has a single exon. Bases 250 to 957 code for a protein of 235 amino acids. Lineage: Eukaryota; Metazoa; Porifera; Demospongiae; Suberitida; Halichondriidae.